Lodderomyces theae is the source of this 1290-nucleotide messenger RNA. RefSeq lists its product as uncharacterized. The transcript has a single exon. NCBI's taxonomy places the organism in Eukaryota, Fungi, Ascomycota, Pichiomycetes, Serinales, Debaryomycetaceae. Bases 1 to 1290 code for a protein of 429 amino acids. The record is from RefSeq and is a predicted model, not a curated record.
AUGUCUGACCUCAUUGGGUUGCGAGUCUCGGUCCCAAAUGCAAGCGGACAUGGCUACAUAAGGUAUAUCGGACCCAUACGAAACAAAUCUGGGUUAUUUGCUGGACUUGAACUUCAAGGUCCAUUGGCGACAUCAAGAGGUAAGAAUUCAGGGUCUGUUGAAGGAGUCCAAUAUUUUACAGUCAGCAUCCCCAAGAGCGGUCUCUUUUUACCAUAUGAACGAUUGAGGAGCAGUAAUCCUCAACUCCCUGAUGUGGCGCUGGUUGAAAAUGGGCGCAAAUGUCAAGAAGAAACCGUGGAGUUGACAACACCACUCCGACCAACACCUGUAUCACGCUUCAGUCCCAUGUCGAAACCCCCGUAUCACUCGGUGCAGAGAAGCAGCGCCAAAGUAUACCGCCAGCUGAAUGGUGACGUCACGUCAUCAACGCAACAGGGGUACCAUUCUGACCACCAUCGUCGCGAAUCAAGUUGGAGCAUUGACCAGCAUCGAAGUGAAAUGUCAACUACCCCAUUACGAUCGCCACUCACCCCAUCAAACACGUACCACGAUGCAAAGUUGGAUCUACUAGAUGACCAAUUGUACAAAUCAGAGAAUAACGUCCAUAAUUACGAAGAGCAAAUUGAAGAGUUGAAGAAGUUGAUCAGGGAUAAAGAUCGUAGGUUGGAAAAUUUCAAUAAACAGAGAGAAGAGUGGCAUAGUGCUAUGGACAACUUACUUGCGGUACAACAAGAUGGAAUGACGGUGUUUGAAGAGAGGUUGCAAGAGUUGGAGAGUGUUAAUAAAGACCAAGCUGUUGAAAUAAGUACCUUGACUGAAAAGUUGAAGAUAUCGAAUGAAAGAGUUGAAGAAUUGGAGAAAGAAUGUUCUGAAUUGAGAGCUCAUACCUCAGCAGCUGAAUCAUUUGAGGAAUCUAGUGUGAAGAUUCGCUCGUUGGAAGAAACUUGUAAAGAUUACUCGGACAAGGUUGAACAACUACAGAAUGAAUUGGAAACAGUGAACAAGGAAAUCGCAGCUUUGAAAAACCUUAGUGAUGGUGCAGUAAAUCAUGCUACGGAGGGGAAAAGUCGUGAUGCAUUAGCAACACUGGAUCGAUUGAUCUCAUUAUCAACUGUGGCGUCGGACUUUGGCGCUGCAAGGGCGACACAAUCAGACGAAAUACAGGACUUGCCAAUAUAUAAGCCAUCCACUGCGACUGACCCUAGUGCAGGAAGAUCCGGUUGGUGUGGGUUAUGUGAAAGAGAUGGGCACAGCUCAAUCAACUGUCCUUUCGAGAAUGAAAUUUUUUAA